CCGCGGCUUCCGGAGGAGCUCCCGCGCGCCAGAGGCGGCCGAGACAUGGACCGCAACCCGUCGCCACCGCCGCCGAGUCGGGACGAGGACGAGGAGGCUGCGGCCGGGGGGGACUGCAUAGGCAGCACGGUCUACAGCAAGCACUGGCUCUUCGGCGUCCUCAGCGGGCUCAUCCAGAUGGUUAGCCCUGAAAAUGCCAAGUCCAGCUCGGAUGACGAGGAGCAGCAGAUGGAGCUUGAUGAAGAAAUGGAGAAUGAAAUUUGCAGAGUAUGGGAUAUGUCCAUGGAUGAGGAUGUAGCUUUGUUUCUCCAAGAAUUUAAUGCUCCUGACAUAUUUAUGGGAGUAUUGGCCAAAUCCAGAUGUCCUCGAUUAAGAGAAAUCUGUGUGGGGAUAUUAGGUAAUAUGGCCUGUUUCCAGGAGAUAUGUGUGUCCAUCAGCAGUGAUAAAAAUCUUGGCCAGGUAUUGCUGCACUGUUUGCAUGAUUCAGACCCUCCUACUCUGCUGGAAACAAGCAGGUUGUUGCUUACUUGCCUUUCCCAGACAGAAGUGGCCAGUGUCUGGGUUGAAAGAAUUCGAGACAAUCCAGCUAUUUAUGAUAGUAUUUGCUUUAUCAUGUCAAGUUCAACAAAUGUUGACUUGCUGGUAAAGGUUGGGGAGGUUGUGGACAAGCUGUUUGAUUUGGAUGAGAAGCUAAUGUUGGAAUGGAUUAGAAUUGGGGCUGUUCAGGCUCUGGACCAACCCCAGGAAGAUUCUGAACAGCAGCCAGUGUUUCGAAUUGUGCCGUGUGUACUUGAAGCUGCCAAACAAGUGCGCUCUGAAAAUCCAGAAGGGCUCGAUGUUUACAUGCAUGUCUUACAGCUGCUCACCACAGUAGAUGAAGGAAUUCAAGCAAUUGUACAGUGUCCAGAUACUGGAAAAGACACUUGGAAUUUACUUUUUGACCUGGUGUGCCAUGAAUUCUGCCAGUCUGAUGAUCCGCCCAUCAUACUGCAGGAACAGAAAACAGUGCUGGCCUCGGUUUUUUCAGUGUUGUCUGCCAUCUGUGCUUCCCAGACUGAACAGGAGUAUCUAAAGAAAGGAAAAGUGGAUCUUCCUCUAAUUGACAGCCUGAUUCGUGUCUUACAAAAUAUAGAACAUUGUCAGAAGAAACCAGAGAACUCAGUGGAGUCUAACACAGAAGAAACUAAAAAGUCUGAUUUAACCCAAGAGGAUUUCCACUUGAAAAUCUUGAAGGAUAUUUCAUGUGAAUUUCUUUCUAAUAUUUUCCAAGUGUUAACAAAGGAGACUGUAACUCAGGGACUAAAGGAGGGCCAGUUAAGCAAACAGAAGUGUUCCUGUGCAUUUGAAAAUCUUCUUCCUUUCUAUAGCCCUGUGGUAGAAGACUUUCUCAAAAUCCUCCGUGAAGUUGAUAAGACUCUUGCUGGUAACCUGGAGGAAAGCUUCCCAAGUCUGAAGAUUCAGACUUAAAAACUAUUAGAAUCCUCUGCCCAAGAAAUGGACUCGCUGACUGUUGAAAUUGACAAAUAGGAAAUAUUGCACCAUAAUUGUUUGGUAUUAUACUCAUGCCCUUCUCCUCCAGCCUUGUCUUGUUUUUGUUUGGCAUUGAAAUAUUUUCACUACCAUCAAACAUCAUCCCCCUCCCCUCCUUUUUUUUCGGUGCAUGUGUGUUGGUUGUAUAGUAUUUGUCUUCAGAUAAAACAAAAUUAUUAUAGAGAUCCUUUUUAGAAUAUUUGAGAGGUCACUGAGGAUUUUCUUCAUAACUCAAUUUGAUUUUUACUCAGAAUUUUGUAUUCAUAUCUGCUGCAAGUGCAUUCAGCUGCACUAAUAGAAAACCCUACUACAGUAGCUUAAUCUGUUAACUUGUAUGUAUUUUAUGCAAUAAGAAGUCCAGAAGUGUGCAGUCCAGCCCUGAUAAGGUGGCUCAGGGACCAUGACUCCUUUUAUCUCUAUGUGAUCUGCCGGAUAGACCUUUGUGUUCAUUAUUGUUGUCUUUUGGUUAAAGGGACUAUAAUAUCUCUGGUCCUUUCUUCCACAUUCAUGGAAGAAAAAAGAGAAAGAGGCCAAGGGGCUUUCUCUUAACAAAUCUUUACUUUUUAUUUAGAAAAGAUAGCUCUCCCUGGCCAGAACCGUGUCUUAUGUCUGUCCCUAAUUGCAGGUAUUUGAAAUUAAGUACUUGUUUUCUUUCUGGCCUCUAUAGGAGAGAAAGGCAAGAGAGAAGGGAAAUAGGAAUGGCUUUUGAGUAUACCCAGUUCAUGGUAUUUGCUGCAAUAUGCAAACCUUUCUAUCCAUUUUAAUUGUAUUGAUUCCAUGCUAGGUUGUUAGUAACAAUCAAAAGCAACUACUAGUUUAGCUUUGUUACAGUUCAGGUUUUUUCCAGUGUUUUACGUAUGAAGAUAAAAAUGCUAACAUUCUGAUGAAAGCACAUUAGCAAAAUUAUCUGGUUUAAUUUCAGAAAACGAUUUUCUUUAGUGACUUCAGAUAAGUUAAGAUUGAGGAAGUUUCAUAACUUGGUUGUUUACAGACUGUUAUACGUGAUUUUCCUGUCACACUGUAUCAUUUAGUGUAGUGCUUCCUAAUGAAACGUAUUCUGAGAAUCAACCAGGUAGACUUAUAGGAAGUACCCAGUUUGUAUUAUUUCAGUUACUGAAAGUGGACUUUUAGUAGAUUUUCAGAAAAUAGCGGUUAUGAAUGAAAAAGCCAGCUUUUAAAGCCUCUCUUCUGGUAUAGCCUCUUCUCAGUCUGUUGCAGAAUCUUUUAAAUUUUUAAUCUUUAAAGCAUUAGUCUUGCCUCACACUUUGUAUUCUUUCCUUGAAUGACCUUUGCUGAUAAAACACAGGGUUUUCCUGUGCUGUUUGUAAGAGAUAUAGCAUUUCCAGUUUGGGGGUAAUUUUAGUGUUGAAACUACCCUGCCAAAAAGAAUUGAACUGUGAAAUUAAAAUCUUAUCGAUUAAACUCUUAAUUGGUAGGUUUGCUUUAUGUAUAUUUGUAUGUCUUUGGUGGUAGCCUGUCUGCCAAGUGGAAUGUGACUUUAAUGUGAGCUUUCAAAGGCACCUAUGUAAUCACUCCUACCGGCUAGCCAGUGGUAAAAAUUCUACUUCUGUUAUCUCUUAAAGUUUAAGGGUAAAGAUGCAAAGAAGCCUAUUAGAGUAAUACUCCAAGUUAUUGUCAUGUUUAACGUCAGUGUAUAAAUUCGCAUUCUCUUUUCCUGAGGGCACAUUUUAAAAGGGGGAGCACAGGAACCUUGGGUGUCUGAACAAAACAGUGCCAUUCAGAGUGGCCAGGUUACAGAGGGAGAAAAAGGAUACAUGGGGGGAGGCUCGGGAUGUCCAUGUUAUUUUCCACUUCCAUUUCUGCCUUGAACCUGCCUUAUUGAUGCUUCUUGCUAUUGUAACAUUAUGAAGUGGUGCAUAUUUUCAUAGUACUUCGAUAUGUUUGAAAACUUCCUAAAUCUGUAAAUUGUAAUAAAUAGUUUUUUUUAAGUGAGCAAUGUUAAAACUUUUUUUUUAAAUGCUACACAGUUUGAAGAGUUUACCAAAAAUUAACUUAUAUCAAUUACAGUGAUAUUUUAAAAUGGUACUUUCUGCAGAAGCAGGUUCAGGGCUGGACUCUGAAAAUCAUGUAACUUGCAAGGCUGAAGACCCUAUUUGGGGGCAGCCAGUCAUAUUUAUUGUCUACUAUGUACCAGGUGUUCUAAAUAUUAGGAAGACAGCAGCCAACUUAAUGGACAGGAUAUGCAUACUGGAAAUUUUGUAGUGGACAAAGAGACAUGAAUCUGGCCAAGUGGAGCUCACAUUCUAGAGUCUUCUGUGGAGUAACAGGGGAAGAAAUGGUCCUGCAUAGAAGAACAGAAGGGUCACUCAGCCUGGAGCAGAGCAGAUCAUUGUCCACAGUUCUUCACCUCUCUGUGUCCAUUCUCUUCCCAUGGCUUCUUGGUGACUGGAGUGUGUUUCUCUGCCCUUUGAUUUUGAGCUUGGCCAAGUCGUUUUGCUUCAGCCAAUUGAGCAUUAAGUUAAUAUAAGCAGUCUAAAUGCACUCGUCUUUUUAAAGGCUGUAUAGUAUUCCAUUGUGUGUAUAUGCCGUAUUCUCUUCCCCGUCAGUGGGCACUUAGGUUGCUUCUGUGUCUUGGCUUUGUGGAGAGUGCUGCAGUGAACAUGAGGGUGAAGCUCUCUCUUCGAGAUCCUGGUUUCAGUUCCUUUGGUUAGAUACUCAGAAGUGAGGUUGCUGAAGUGUAAGUAACUUAGCUAAGAAAACGGUUAAUUCAUCCCCUCUCCCAACACUUUUUUCCUAAAAUAAUGAUUUUUUUCCCAUCUUUGUCAGGAUAAGGCUGAUCUGGAGCAUGCUAACCCUGAUCACCUUGCCGUGGUAUUAUUGAGAUGUCACUUUCAGUUUACAUUCCUACCAACAGUGUGCAAGGGUACCUUUUUCUCCACAUGCUCAGUAACACUUAUCUUUCGUUACUGUAUGUAGAUAAUAGCCACCCUAACUGGUGUGAAGUGGUAAUCUCAUUUUGGUUUUGAUUUGUGUUUCCCUGGUGAUUAGUGGCAUUGAGCACUUUUUCAUAUAUGUGUCAGCCAUUCACAUCUUCAUUGGUGAAAUGUCUAUUCAGUUCCUUGGCCAAAUUUUUAAUCAGGUUGUUUGUGAAGUUUUUUUUGCUAGUGAGUUGCAGAUUUCCCAUUAUAUUGUAAUAUUAACUCUUUAUCAAAUAUAUGGCUUAGAAAUAUUUUUUCCCUUUCUGUAGGCUGCCUAUUCAUUUUGUUGAUUGCUUCCUUUGCUAUGCAGAAUAGUUUGAUGUAGGCCCACUUGUCUGUUUUUGGCUGCGCUCUUGGUAUCAUAUCCAAGAAAUAAUUACAAAGACUACUAUCAAGAAACUUCCCUCCAUGUUUUCUUCCCAGAGUUUUUACAGUCCGAGUUUUACAUUUAUGUUUUUAUCCAUUUUGAGUUAAUUUUUAUGUAUGAUGUAAGAGAGGUACAUUUUCAUUCUUACACACAUGGACAUCCAGUUUUCCCCAGCACUACUUAUUGAAGAGACUGUCCUUCCCCCAUGGUAUAUUCUUGCCACCUUUGUCAAAGAUUGGUUGCGUGUGUAUGGGUUUCUUUCUGGGCUCCGUUCUAUUUUUUUGGUCUAUAUGUCUGUUCUUAAAACAAUCCCACUUAGAGUAGCAUCAAAAAGGCAGUGAAAGACUUACACACUGAAAAAUUAUAAAACACUGACAGAAGAAAUUAAGGCAGACACAAAUGAAAAGAUAUCCAUGAUCAUGAAUUCUAAGAAUUAAUAUUGUUAAAUUGGCCAUACUAUGCAACAUAAUCUACAGGCUCAUUGUAGCACUUCUCAAAAUCCUGAUUUUUUUACGGAAAUAGAAAAAAAAAUCAUAAAUUUGUGUGGAAGCAUAAAAGACACCUAAUAGCCAAAGCAUUUUUGAGCCAAAAAAAAAAAAAAAAAAGCUGGAGAUGUCAUGUGUCAUGAUUUCAAAAUAUAUUGCAAAGCCUUUUAAGUUUUCUUGAAUGAGAUCUGAAAAGUCUCAAGUAUCUGAAAAUUAUGCAACCUCAUUUAUUUUUCACUAGGGAUAUAUUAAGUGAACUAUACCAUAUUUGAAACUUUAUUGCAAACAUGAUUUGUACUAGAACAUCAAGAGCUCUUUAGCGGCAGUCUUAACUAUGUGCCUCUUGCUGCCUCUAAAUACGUUUCCUUGCGAAAUGAUUUUAAAUUAACUUUUAAACACCAGGUUCCGUGUUCUACUGCUAAGACUACAGCAUGUAUUUAUAAAAACAUUUCUGCUCACUAGGACACCUAGUUAAUUACAUACUGAGCUUGUAUCAAUAUUGGGCUUGGUGACCUGCAGGCUGUUUAGAAGUGGGAGGCUUAGGAGACCAUCUGCCCAUCUCUGCCAUUGGAAAUGCUUUUCUCUGUUACUGUAAUGAAAUCACUAAAAUCAUUUCCUGUUUCCAGUCCUUGUUCAGUUCUUCUAUCUAUUGUCAAUAAGAGGAUAUUAAAAAACUCAGGAAAGUCCACAUGUCCUUUUCAUCCUGGUCCAUAAUGUGGCAAGUGUCUUUGUGUUUUAGUAUUGGAAAUAAUAAAUAAUGACGUCAAGUCUAUUGUAAUAAAAGAAGCCUGCUUAUUAAACUCUUUCUUUUCCUUUGA
Molecule: messenger RNA, 6139 nt
Organism: Capra hircus (goat)
Lineage: Eukaryota; Metazoa; Chordata; Mammalia; Artiodactyla; Bovidae
Gene: SAAL1
Product: serum amyloid A like 1
Exons: 12
Coding region: 46-1467 (473 amino acids)
Source: RefSeq, a predicted model, not a curated record